Molecule: messenger RNA, 2553 nt
Organism: Melopsittacus undulatus (budgerigar)
Lineage: Eukaryota; Metazoa; Chordata; Aves; Psittaciformes; Psittaculidae
Gene: CHM
Product: CHM Rab escort protein
Exons: 15
Coding region: 17-1972 (651 amino acids)
Biological process (GO): vesicle-mediated transport; intracellular protein transport; protein geranylgeranylation
Cellular component (GO): cytoplasm; cytosol; Rab-protein geranylgeranyltransferase complex
Molecular function (GO): GDP-dissociation inhibitor activity
Source: RefSeq, a predicted model, not a curated record
CGGUGCUCCUCCCAAGAUGGCGGACAACCUGCCCUCGGAAUUUGAUGUGGUGGUGAUAGGGACCGGUUUGCCUGAAUCUAUUAUUGCAGCGGCAUGUGCUAGAAGUGGCCAGAGAGUUCUUCAUGUUGAUUCGAAAAAUUACUAUGGUGGAAACUGGGCCAGCUUUAGUUUUUCAGGAUUAUUGUCCUGGAUUAAAGAAAAUCAGCAAAAUACUGGUAUCAGUGAUGAAUGCGAAGAUUGGAGUAAACUGAUCCUUGAGAAUGAAGAAGUUAUUUCUCUUAGCAAGAAGGAUAAAACUAUCCAACAUGUAGAAGAUUUCUGCUUUGGCGAUCAGGAUUCAGCUGAAAAUGUCGAAGAAGCCGGUGCAUUGCUGAAGCUGCCUGCCUUUGGAGCCUCUGAUGUUGAUGGGGUUGCUCAGGAAUCAGAAAAGGAGUGCACACCAAUGGAGAACACCUUAGCAGAGGUGGAGAGCCAGGAACCAGAAAAGGCGGCAGGCACAGAGCCAGCAGGCACAGUAGAAGGGAGUGAUCCAGAAAUAACCACUGAGAAUGAAAGUUCUCAAAGUACGGCUGUAGGCGAGUCUGCUCCUGAAACUGGAUCUGCACCCUCAGAAAGUUCUGCCCAAGGACCAAAGAAAAUCACAUAUGCCCAAAUUGUUAGAGAAGGCAGAAGGUUUAACAUUGAUUUAGUUUCCAAGUUGCUGUACUCCCGAGGUCUGUUAAUUGACCUCCUGAUCAAGUCGAACGUUAGCAGAUAUGCAGAGUUUAAAAAUGCAACACGAAUUCUUGCGUUUCGAGAAGGAAAAGUAGAACAGGUACCUUGUUCUAGAGCAGAUGUCUUCAACAGCAGACAGCUCACUAUGGUGGAAAAGAGAAUGCUAAUGAAAUUUCUGACAUUUUGUUUGGACUAUGAACAACACCCUGAAGAAUACCAAGACUACGAGAACAGCACAUUUGCACAGUUCUUGAGCACACGGAAGUUAACACCAAGUUUGCAGCACUUCAUUCUUCACUCUAUUGCAAUGGUUUCAGAGACUGAGUGCAGCACUCUUGAAGGUCUUCAGGCAACGAAAAAGUUUCUUCAGUGCCUUGGCCGCUAUGGCAACACACCAUUUUUGUUUCCACUGUAUGGUCAAGGAGAGAUCCCACAGUGCUUCUGUAGGUUGUGUGCUGUAUUUGGUGGUAUCUAUUGUCUUCGCCAUUCUGUGCAGUGCCUUGUAGUGGACAAAGAAUCUGGACGAUGCAAAGCUAUUGUGGAUCAUUUUGGACAAAGAAUAAGUGCUAACUAUUUUAUUGUGGAAGAUAGUUAUCUUUCAGAGAACACAUGCACAAAUGUGUGUUACAGGCAGAUCUCCAGGGCAGUGCUCAUUACAGACCAGUCCGUGCUAAAUACAGAUGCAGAGCAGCAGGUUUCCAUUUUGACAGUGCCUUCAGAGGAUGUAGGAAAACCAGCAGUUUGCGUCAUUGAGUUGUGUUCUUCAACCAUGACGUGCAUGAAGGAGACUUAUUUAGUCCAUUUAACCUGUCCAUCAACUAAAACUGCUAGGGAAGAUUUAGAACCUGUUGUACAGAAGUUAUUCAAUCUAAAUGCAGAAAAAGAGACUGAAAAUGAAGAACUGGAAAAACCCAGAGUGCUCUGGGCAGUCUACUUCAACAUGAGAGAUUCUUCAGGAGUUGAGAAGAAGUCAUACAGUGGCUUACCCUCCAAUGUUUAUGUCUGUUCUGGACCAGACUCUGCUUUAGGAAAUGACUGUGCUGUUAAACAGGCCGAGACCAUUUUCCAUGAAAUGUUUCCUACAGAGGAAUUUUGUCCACCAGCACCAAAUCCAGAAGACAUUAUUUAUGAUGAAGAUGAGAUUGCACCAGAAGAGGCUGGACUCAGUAAUUCGACAGAGACAAAACCUGAAUCCUCAACUGAGGAAAGCAGUAGUGGAGGUAGUACUGCUGUUAAGAAGGAAGAUAACGAAGAAUGAGUUAACACUGUUCUCUUAGUGGAAGAGGAGGUUGACCCAAACUAGAAUGUAAGGGAGGAAGGGUAAGAAAAAGAGGUUUAAAAACCCCAUAGCUGUAUUAUGUGCAAUUGCCUUACUUUCCUUAGCUUGAAUAAUCUUUCAUCAGAUAUAGCUUCAUUGAUAGCUGAGACAUUUCUAAGUAGGUCCACCAUAUCCAGGGGUGUUUGUAGCUAAACAGAAAACAUAGAACAAAGCAUUUGAAUUUAAAAUGUUAAAAUAGGAUUUGUUGAGAUAACUUCAUUUUACAUCUUGGAAGGAAUCAUUCAUCUUUUAAAAGUGAACAAUUUGAAACUAAUCAGAAGAAAAAUUGUGCAGGUUUGUUUACCAGUCAGAUGAUGAUCUUGUGAUUCAGCAUAUCAAAGUUCUACUAAAAGUCAUUGGGCCAGUGCUAAUGAAACAGUGGAAGGUGAGCUUCACAGUCUGUUCUUCAAAGCGGUUUUAUGAAUGGAACUUAAAGGCAAUAAUGUUGACAGUUCUGGAGUAGGUUUGGAGUAUGUAAUAGAUGUCAUGUUUAAUUUGUAUAAUAAAAAAUUUUUAUGAAA